This is a messenger RNA of Auanema sp. JU1783, 451 nucleotides long. The record is from the annotation of a GenBank genome assembly. NCBI's taxonomy places the organism in Eukaryota, Metazoa, Nematoda, Chromadorea, Rhabditida, Rhabditidae.
ACUGGCUUGUUAAGAAGUGUAACUUGACUCUUGAUCAACAAGGAAUCAACCGUGAUUACUUCAUUGGAGUACUUGAUAUCGCUGGUUUCGAAAUCUUCGAUUUCAACUCCUUUGAACAGCUCUGGAUUAACUUCGUAAACGAAAAACUUCAACAAUUCUUCAAUCACCACAUGUUCGUCUUGGAACAGGAAGAAUAUGCUCGUGAAGGAAUCCAAUGGACUUUCAUCGAUUUCGGUCUCGAUCUUCAAGCUUGUAUCGAACUUAUUGAGAAGCCUCUUGGUAUCAUCUCUAUGCUCGAUGAAGAAUGUAUCGUCCCCAAGGCUAGUGACCAAACUUUGGCUCAGAAGCUUAUUGAGCAACACUUGGGCAAACACCCCAACUUCGAGAAGCCCAAACCACCAAAAGGAAAGCAGGCUGAAGCUCACUUCGCCAUGCGUCACUACGCUGGAAC